AUGGCGAUGCAGCUUGAUCUCUCUCAAGCUUCUGUGAUGAAGGAUGAGCAGGGCCGACCAUUCAUUAUCGUUCGAGACCAGGGAAAGAAGAAGAGACAACAUGGCACGGACGCCGUCAAAUCGCACAUCGUGGCAGCCAAGACCGUUGCCAGCAUUGUGAAGACCUCUCUGGGUCCUCGCGGUCUCGAUAAGAUUCUGAUCUCUCCCGACGGAGACAUUACCGUUACAAAUGAUGGUGCUACCAUUCUUGGGCAGAUGGAAAUUACGAACAAUGUUGCCAAACUUCUCGUCGAGCUCUCUAAGUCCCAGGAUGAAGAAAUUGGUGAUGGAACAACCGGUGUUGUCGUCCUGGCCGCGGCCAUGCUGGAACAGGCGUCCGACCUCAUCGACAAGGGCAUCCACCCUAUCCGAAUUGCGGACGGUUACGACGCCGCCUGCGAAAUCGCCGUGGCACAACUCGACAAGAUUAGCGACGAGAUCAGUUUCACAAAAGACAACACCGAGAACCUGCUCAAGGUUGCAAAGACGAGUUUAGGUAGCAAGAUCGUUUCCAAGUCGCACGACCAAUUCGCCCAAAUCGCCGUUGAUGCUGUGCUCUCCGUUGCCGAUCUCGAGCGAAAGGAUGUGGACUUCGAAUUGAUCAAGGUGGACGGAAAGGUUGGCGGAGCGCUCGAAGACUCACUCCUUGUCAAGGGUGUCAUCGUGGACAAGGACUUCUCUCACCCGCAGAUGCCGGAUGAGGUCACAGAUGCUAAGCUGGCCAUUCUGACGUGCCCAUUCGAACCUCCCAAGCCCAAGACCAAGCACAAGCUCGACAUCACAUCGGUGGAGGAGUUCAAGCGUCUGCAAGAGUACGAGAAGGAGAAGUUCACAGAGAUGAUCCAGCAUCUGAAAGACUCUGGGGCCAACCUAGUUAUCUGCCAGUGGGGUUUCGAUGACGAGGCGAACCAUCUUCUUCUGCAGAACAAGCUACCUGCCGUUCGAUGGGUGGGUGGGCCUGAGAUCGAGUUGAUUGCUAUCGCGACGAACGGUCGCAUCGUCCCUCGCUUUGAAGACCUCAGCGCAGACAAGCUUGGAACAGCCGGACGCGUGCGCGAAAUGACCUUUGGUACCACGCGAGAGAAGAUGCUUGUUAUCGAAGAGUGCGCCAACAGCCGUGCUGUGACAGUAUUCGUGCGAGGAAGCAACAAGAUGAUUAUCGAUGAGGCCAAGCGAUCACUGCACGAUGCGAUUUGCGUAGUCCGCAACCUGGUCAGGGACAACCGCGUUGUGUAUGGUGGAGGUGCGGCCGAAAUUGCCUGCUCUAUUGCUGUUGAGGAUGCUGCUGUCAAGAGCCCCGGUAUCGAGCAGUAUGCCAUGCGUGCGUUCGCCGAUGCACUUGAUGCAGUACCUCUGGCUCUUUCUGAGAAUUCGGGUUUGAGCCCGAUUGAGACUCUCGCGGCUAUCAAGUCGCGCCAGGUCAAGGAGAACAACUCCCGGUUGGGUGUCGAUUGCAUGCUCACUGGAAACAAUGAUAUGCGAGAACACUUUGUCAUCGACCCGCUCAUCGGAAAGCGACAGCAGUUGUUGCUGGCUACUCAGCUCUGCCGUAUGGUUCUGAAGGCAAGUCGACAUCCAAACUCCAAUAUAGACCCGGGCAAAGCUGACUUGCAACAGAUCAACAAUGUCAUCAUUUCCGGCGACGACCAGCAGGAGUUCUAG
Aspergillus mulundensis is the source of this 1701-nucleotide messenger RNA. Its product is annotated as chaperonin-containing T-complex subunit CCT5. The record is from RefSeq and is a predicted model, not a curated record. Gene Ontology annotation, cellular component: chaperonin-containing T-complex. Gene Ontology annotation, biological process: protein folding. NCBI's taxonomy places the organism in Eukaryota, Fungi, Ascomycota, Eurotiomycetes, Eurotiales, Aspergillaceae. The transcript is spliced from 10 exons. Gene Ontology annotation, molecular function: ATP-dependent protein folding chaperone; ATP binding; ATP hydrolysis activity. Bases 1 to 1701 code for a protein of 566 amino acids.